Amorphotheca resinae ATCC 22711 is the source of this 842-nucleotide messenger RNA. RefSeq lists its product as hypothetical. Bases 169 to 438 code for a protein of 89 amino acids. Gene Ontology annotation, molecular function: enzyme regulator activity. Gene Ontology annotation, cellular component: endoplasmic reticulum membrane; dolichol-phosphate-mannose synthase complex. The record is from RefSeq and is a predicted model, not a curated record. Lineage: Eukaryota; Fungi; Ascomycota; Leotiomycetes; Helotiales; Amorphothecaceae. The transcript has 3 exons. Gene Ontology annotation, biological process: GPI anchor biosynthetic process.
GCACCUUUUAGGCAGCGCGCUAAAAUAAUUUACGGGGGGUGAGGUAAGGUAAGAUCGCCUUUUCGCUGAACGACCAGCAAUAGAAUAUUGAAACCGCGUCACUGCCACCACGCUGCUCAGUAAUUCAGCUUUGGUCCAUCACACUCAUUUUCAAUCCGACUUUUAACAAUGCUCGACAAGCUCGUUGGUCUUAGCAUGCUUAUCGCUGCUUCUGUCGUCUUCCUCUACUACACAAUAUGGACGCUUCUCAUGCCCUUCGUUGAUGCAGACCACCCUCUUCAGAACAUCUUCCCGCCACGAGUCUGGGCCAUUCGAAUUCCUGUCAUUCUUAUCCUCUUGGGAUCGGCUGUCGUUGGAUCUUUCCUGAGUAUGGUCAUGAUCCGAAGCAACAGGAAAAGAGCAGCCAAGGCAAAGGCUGCUGGGAAGAAGAAGGCGUGAUGUCUAUCAUCUGGGACCGGUUCUGGCAGGAAUGGAGACGUUUGCCAAGUCGACAAUCGGCAUUGACACAAUAUACUUGUUUGCUUAAGGGCUUGGACGGAUCGUGGCCAUGCGAACAGCGGGGCGCAGCUAUAGGAUGGUGGGAAUGGAUCGUGGCCAUAAAGGCAACACAUGUACGAAGCACGAAGUAAUACAACAUGUCUUUCACAGCUGGGAUCUGGGAGUUUGAAGCCAUGCAGGCUUUUAUUGUGGCCAAUACACGCUCAGUUGAAAAGAUAGACAGCCAGGUGGGGGUUAUUAUUCUUGUACGACAAGUUAACUGUACCUCUCUCUGUACCUCUCUCCGUACCUGACAUUGGAGCUCCCUGUAGACCUACGAUAAAUAUAAAUACCGGGUCCCGACU